This is a messenger RNA of Paraglomus occultum, 1569 nucleotides long. Lineage: Eukaryota; Fungi; Glomeromycota; Glomeromycetes; Paraglomerales; Paraglomeraceae. The record is from the annotation of a GenBank genome assembly.
AUGCAGCGUUCCUCACCGCCUCCUCCUGUACCCUGGGUGUCUACAACAACUUUUCAUAGUUUACCAACUCCAGCGCCCUCACCACAAUUACUUCCUCACUUGCCUGACGGAUAUCCUAUUACCAAUCGACCAGACGACUUUAACAGAACAGUAAGAAUGGGUUUUCAGAAUAUGGACAAUUUACAAAGACAGCGUCUGCUGGCCGAACUUUUAGAUUUAUGUAAUAAUGAACAGCUUGUAUUUGUAUCUAAUUAUAUUUCACCUCGACUGAAAAGAGAUUUCCUAAAAGAACUUCCUAUUGAGAUAAGCCUUCAUAUACUAUCAUUUAUAAAUGAUCCUAAGACGUUAUCAAGAGCAUCCUGUGUAUCUAAAUUUUGGCAUACUUUGCUCAACGAUGAAUUUACAUGGAAGAAUCUAUGUGUACGUCAUCAUUAUAGGAGACGUAGCUCAGUGUCCUUAUCAUCACCUCCUUCACCUACUUCAUCCGAAUCUUCAGAUUUAUCGUCAAACAAACGAUCCAGUCACUUUUCGUACAAAGAUCAUUUCCGGCGCCGUUAUAUUGUAGAGUCGAAUUGGAAGAACGGAGGAAGAACUCUAGUUACUCAUAUUAGUACCGAUGUUGGAGUAGUCACUUCGUUGCAAAUGUGUCGAAAUUAUAUUGUUGUCGGAAUGGAUAACAAGAAGAUUCAUGUAUUCGUUGCGUCUGACGGGAAACAUGUAAAAACACUUACAGGUCAUGAAGGCGGCGUAUGGGCUUUGCAAUAUAUCGAUGAAGUAUUGGUAUCUGGCGGAUGCGACAGAGAUGUGCGUGUCUGGGAUCUAAAUACAGGACAAUGCAAACACGUUUUACAUGGACAUACGUCAACUGUAAGAUCAUUAAAAAUGAAAGACAAAAGAAUAGCCGUCAGCGGGUCACGCGAUACGUUAUUGCGAGUAUGGGAUAUACAAGAAGGCGUACUAUUGCAUUUACUCGCUGGACACGAAGCUAGCGUUAGAUGUAUGGAGAUACAUGGGGACUUGGUAGUAUCAGGAAGCUACGAUUGCACAGCCCGCGUAUGGGAUCUGACGACAGGUCAAUGCCUCCAUGUUCUCCAUGGACAUUAUUCUCAAAUAUACUCAAUAGCGUUUGACGGCGAGAGGAUUAUAACUGGUUCACUUGACUCAACAGCUAGAGUAUGGUCACCAACGUCAGGCCAAUGCCUAGGUAUACUACAAGGACAUACAUCGCUUGUCGGCCAAAUACAACUCAAGGAUACUACUCUUGUAACUGGAGGCAGUGAUGGUGCAAUUCGGAUCUGGGAUCUGGAAACAUAUCAGUGUAUUCACAGAAUGGCUGCUCACGAUAAUUCGGUUACUUGUUUACAAUUCGAUAACAAAAGGAUCGUAUCUGGUGGUAAUGACGGUCACGUCAAGUUAUGGGAUAUACGGACGGGCACCUUCAUCCGUGAACUAACUUCAGCUGGCAAUGCAGUGUGGAGACUCGCUUUCAAUGAUACAAAGGCAGUUAUUUUAUUGCAACGGGAAGGCAAAACUAUAAUGGAAGUGUUGGACUUUGAGGCUGAUUCUUGA